This is a messenger RNA of Lactuca virosa, 603 nucleotides long. The record is from the annotation of a GenBank genome assembly. Lineage: Eukaryota; Viridiplantae; Streptophyta; Magnoliopsida; Asterales; Asteraceae.
CGAUCGAAUUUCACCACCAAUCUCCUCCUAUGACUCUGAUGACUCCUCCACCUGUCGAUAUCGAAUCCGUUUAUAUUUAGACUUCAAUGUUGCAGCCUGAAUAGGACGAAGGACCUAAACCAAUGGAAGUUGCACCAACAGAAAUGGCGACUCACCAUGAGGAAAGAUACACAACACCAGUUCCAGAUGAGGAGUUUUCAAAGUGGAAGUUUGCAUUUCUGUCUUUGGGUCAUCCCACAUACCUUCAGGACUCAGAUAUCAUCUCCACCCGCUUUCAGAGAAGAGAUGUUUAUGGUGCUUGGGAACAGUACUUAGGAUUAGAACACUCUGAUAAUACACCCAAAAGGUCUUAUGCUGCAUAUCAGAACCGACACACUUAUGAGAAACCAGUAAAAAUCUACAACUAGGCAAUGGAUGAAGUUUAUAUGAAAAGCUGCAGCAAGUUGUUUAGCAAGUGAUAAGUGAUGUCUUUGAGAAAUUAUUAAUCAUGGUUGUGUUGUGGUAGAUAGAAUAGAUGUAUAUUUUUUUGUCAAGAAAUUAUUAAUCAUGGUUGUGUUGUGUUGUGUUAUGUUUUUAUUUAUUUAUUUAUUUUUUUAUUUUUUU